Rana temporaria (common frog) is the source of this 2420-nucleotide messenger RNA. RefSeq names its product zinc finger AN1-type containing 4 (gene ZFAND4). The record is from RefSeq and is a predicted model, not a curated record. NCBI's taxonomy places the organism in Eukaryota, Metazoa, Chordata, Amphibia, Anura, Ranidae. Bases 257 to 2326 code for a protein of 689 amino acids. Gene Ontology annotation, molecular function: protein binding; zinc ion binding. The transcript has 10 exons.
CGCUGGGGCAGGGGAAGUCGGAGUGGGGUAAACUGACUGUUAACAAUCGGGGGGCGAUGAGCGAGUGGUGGUAGCAGCCGGCAGUGUCGGGAGAGCGAUGUAGGCGGUGUGUGUGGUGCCCCCCGCUGGGUGAUCUGCAGAAAGACAUGCAGAGGUUUGAAUAUUUAACGAUGAACAUCUAUAACAAGCCGUUACUCCUCGGGCCUGAGGUUUCCUAAUUUUAAGUCUGCUCAUUCCACGUUUUAUAAACUAUGCAAUGACACACAAAAAGGAACCUCCCUUUUUUAAUGAAGAUAAAGAUGGAUCGCUGCUCUGCAAGGGACCUUUCACAAUGGAACUCUUCAUUGAAACUUUGACAGGAACCUGCUUUGAGCUCAGAGUCUCACCCUUUGAAACCGUGGCCUGUGUUAAAGCAAAAAUUCAGAGGCUGGAAGGUAUUCCAAUAACCCAACAACACUUAAUAUGGAAUAAUAUCGAUCUCAAGGAUGAUGUUUGCCUAAAUGAAUAUAUGAUCUCAGAAGGCUGUACAUUGAAGUUGGUGUUGGCAAUGAGAGCAGGCCCAAUUAACACUCGCAGAGUCCCUCUGGAGGAUCCGAUCAGAGAGCUGGCUGAAUUUGUGGAUCCCGUACAAGAUGAUGAGAUACCAGAAAAGCUCUCCUCUAAUAAGCAGGUUACAUUUUUGGUAUACCGUGAUGGAGAUCAGAUGAAUUUCUUUCGCGUGGUGGACAAAAGGAAUGGCGCUUUAACUCCGUUAUCAGAAUCUCUAAGUGGAGGUUCGGCCAAUAACUUGUACGCCGAAGAUGAGGAUGAAAUUGAGGCUUCUCCAUCUGCUGAUCAAAUAAUAGAUAAUUCAAUCACUAGGAUCAAAAUGAAGUUGUUGAAAUCAAAGAUGGAGAGCAUGGACCUCAAUAAAAAGCUGAGGAGAUCUGCAAUCUUAAGACCACGACCCCCUAUGGCUCCACGUCCCUCAAGUGGUUCAAUGGUAUCUGGUCGUCAGAGGCUGUUAAAAGUCCUUCCGCACAUUGGACAGACGCGCCUACCUCCUGGGAACCUACAUGCUUCUGAGUCUUCCCACAAUGCACUUUCUAUUCUAACUGCUGCUGCUGCUAAUACUCUAACUGAGACUGCUGGUGAUGAUCUUAAGGAAGUGGAGACCUUGGAAAGUUCAGCAGUGAUUUCGUCACUUGCGAGUAUUGCCUUCCCCCCCAAAGUAUCCCCGAUAGAACUUGAAAAUGCCCGACUUUCGACAAAAAACGUCAUCCCCCAUAUUAAUUCCUUACCUAAAAAAGAUAUAUUGAAAAAAGAUAAUGACUCAAUCUUGCAUUCAAAUCUAAACCUAAUUUCUUCUGAAGAAACUUCUAGAUCAGGCACAGAGUGCUUUUCACUGUUAACAGAUGUGGGACCUUCAGAGCAGUAUGAGGAACUGUGCAGUUUGGGGAAGGUAAAGUCAGAAUUUGAACUGGCUGAAACAGAAAAAGAGGCUCCCACCAUUGAGACCCACCAAGCCUCAGUCCCAAAUGCUCUAAACUCUGAUUUGAUGGAGACUGGGAUUAUUAAUGCCACAGAAGUGAGUCCUCCAAGGAACAAAUUUCUGUCCCCCAUUCACUUUUAUAGCCCAAUCAAUGAUAAUGUCUUCCCAAAAACACAGAGACAGCCCAAAUGCUUUGAUUUAGGGGCCUUGAGGCCACCUGCUUCACACAAUCUUUUCCAUUCUCUGCAGCUCCGAAGCAUGGCUGAUCCCACUUUUUCUAGGACGUCUAGAUUUAGAGGGGUAAGAGUGGAAUCUCCAAGAAAGAGAUCCAGUGCGGUUACGAAAGUGGAAGCUAGUGACGUGACUGAGGUAGCCAGCAAAUCGUCACAGGAACCUGUGGGCUCACUUAACAACCUGAGACUUUUUGCUUCGCUGGCUCGAAGUGGAAGCAGGGAAAACUCCAGAUUCCGCACUCUUGUUGCUCCUUCAGCUUAUCUUCAGAAUGAGAAAGUUGCCUCACUUACUGACAAAGGCGCCAUCUUCAUUACUUCUCAUGGACUUGGAGAGAGCGAGGCCAGUGCAGAUUUUGGAAAGAAAAUGGUUGAAGCAACACAUCUUUUUCCUCCUGUAAAGCCGCCCUUUCGCAAUAAGAAGAAAACGACUAAGCACUGUUUCCUGUGUCGUAAAAGAACCAAUUUGGCAACAAGCUUCGAGUGCAGGUGUGGAAAUAACUUUUGUGCCACCCAUCGAUACGCAGAAACUCACAACUGUACAUAUGAUUACAAGACUGCAGGAAGAAGACAUCUGCAGGAAGCAAACCCUGUUGUGACGGCACCAAAACUCCCCAAAAUUUAACUGUGCACGCUGUAUAAGCCACUCCUCCUUCUAUCUGCUAGUCACACAAUUAUUAUGUUUCUUUCAAUAAAUUUUUAUUGGUUUUGGUUACUGA